ACAACCCGGUAGUGUUAUCUGUGUUAAAAACUUUAUCUUGAGAAACAUUUUUCUCUAUGUGUUAAAUUUACAUGUAUUUAUAUGAAAUACUGAUAAGGUUAGAAUACAUAAAACUACCUGAUGUAUUCAGUUAGACAAAAAUUACCCCAUAUAGAGCUAUAUUUCAAAAUGUGUUGGAUUUAAAAUUGGACAUGAAUUAAUUCGAAAUGAAACCGAAAGAGGUUAACCUGGAGCUUAGUUUACAAGACAAGCCUGUGUAUAUAAACCUUUUAGGUUGGAAAGACACAAAGUUUGCAAGUAAUGGCUUCUUAUAGCCCUAAGCUUUUAGAAAAGAAGUACAAUAACUGGGUUAAAGCUCAGUUAGCAGUGUUGUUUACAAAAGAAGGACUUGAGCCUUUUGUUUGUAAUGAAAUUCAUCAAUUUCAAUUAAAAUGUUUAGAUGAUAUUUGCUACAACAAUGGACUAUAUAGUGGGACUUGUUGUUCAAUGUGCUGCAUGGAAAAUCUUGUUAAUUGCCCUACUGACAACAUAUGUAAAGUAAGACAUAGGAAAUGUACGUAUCAUCGAAAUGUUGCAACAAGGUACAAUUCAUCGGGCUGCCCUAACAGCAUAUGUCAUUACCUAAAAACUAAAAUACAGAAUGCACAUAGGUACAACGGUCCGUCGUUCAAAAACACAGAUGCAACCCAGUGGUGCAGUAAUUUCUGGGAAGUGGUGAAAUGCUUCAUGCCUCCAGAUGGGUAUAAAGAUAAAGCAUCCGCAACAGAAACAGAUUUCAAUGGUAUAAUCAGCGUUAUUCUCAAUUACAAAGACGUCCAGGGGAAAAUACAUGAGAACCUCAAUAAUAUGACGAAUAUGUUUGAGGAGGCAAGAGAAAUUGGAAGACAAGUGCGACAUUCUUCAACACUCGAAGUAAAGGAUACAGAUCUUCAGAAAUACUUCAAACUAUUACAGAAACUACUUUCUGAUCAAGUAUAUUUAGCUACAGACACGCAUGCGCAGAAUGCUAAAAAGAAACUGAUAGAAUUAGAAAAUGACACUUUAGUCAUUGGUAAAGAUGAUAUAAGAAAAGUACUAGACGAUGUGGCAAAGGCAAUUCAAGACAAGAUGAAGGCUGGAUUAGACGAGCAAUAUGACAGAAUUAAACUAGAUAUGAUAAAAAGAAAACAAGAAGAUCUUCUAUCUCUUCAGUCACAAUUAAAAGAUGAAGCUGAUGCUUCUGUUAAAAGACUGCAUGAAGAACGGGACAAAGAAGUUGGGAAAAUUCAUGAACAAGGAGAUAAAGAACGAGCAGAUCUGGCUGGAUUAGGAGAGACGUUACAAAAAGCACUGAAAAUAGCAAGUAAAGACGAGAAAGAAAAAGAAUAUAUUGAUGCUAAACAAAGUAAGUGAUAUUAAUCACAUAACUUCAUUUGUUUUCUAUAUAUAUUACUAAACGUAUUCCUUUGU
Molecule: messenger RNA, 1449 nt
Organism: Ruditapes philippinarum (Manila clam)
Lineage: Eukaryota; Metazoa; Mollusca; Bivalvia; Venerida; Veneridae
Exons: 4
Coding region: 301-1392 (363 amino acids)
Source: RefSeq, a predicted model, not a curated record